Molecule: messenger RNA, 1132 nt
Organism: Scutellospora calospora
Lineage: Eukaryota; Fungi; Glomeromycota; Glomeromycetes; Diversisporales; Gigasporaceae
Source: the annotation of a GenBank genome assembly
AUGUCGGGAGAAGAGUCUUCAAUAUUUGUCAUCAUCUUAUAUCAGGCGAUGUUCCUUUUUACCGGAUUUUAUCAAACAAUCUCUGCACAAUAUUUAUACUAUCAAGGAGCUGCUAGUGGAACAAGCCUUCUCACAAACACUGCACAGUAUAUCGGAACUGCGUUAGUUGGGUUGUUGCUUAUACCUAAAUGGUGGGCUAAUAGGAAAGGAUCAAGAAAUAUGGAAUUCACUAUGGUGAAUAUCGGCCAAAUCAAGGCAACUGAAGUUCAAAAAGAAUAUCAAUUAUUACCAAGUGGUGAUGCAGAAGAUACUUUUGAAGAUACUUUAGAAAAUACGGAUAGCGAAUUUUCAAAUCAGAAAGAAGUUGUAAACUAUAAUUUUAUUGUGGCUGCAUCGUUAUUGGACGUUACGGCUAAUUUUGCAUUAACAAUAGGUUUUUUCUAUGUUGGAAGUGGGAUGUUUCAAGUAAUUUACAGUUCUGUAGUCAUCUGGUGUGCUAUUCUUUCAUUUAUUUUUCUCGGAAGAAAACUUUUAUUAGUACAAUCGCUAUGUAUUAUUGGUGUAUUCAUCGGGCUUGCCCUUAGCGCACUGGGAAUUUCUCAAAACGAGGAAGAUCAACAUACAACACCGCCACCUGCAACUGCUACUGGUCCUACAGUACUUCACUCUUUCAAUAUGUCAUCUACAAUGUUUGGAAUGAUCUUGACAUCAUUUGCUACUUUUGGAUAUGCUUGCGUUUACGUUGUAUCCGACCAAAUAUUUGUUGUUCGCGUUCCAAAUGAACUUCCGCCCUCUCCAGAAAGAGCAUGCUUCUUGGUAGGAAGUUGCUGUUCAUGUUUGUCUAUGCUAUAUGUAAUAUUUCAUACAAUUCCCAAUUGGAACUCACUUGUAACGGAAGAAAUUGCAAAGAAAGCCGAGCAUAUAGACACCUUCACAAUAAUAAUUAUAUAUUUGGUACUAAUAUUUGCAUCAUUUAUUCAUAACCUUGCUUAUUAUCAGCUGAUUAAACGAAUUGGCAAUGUCUCUACUGGAUUGUUAAAUUCUAUUAGAGCAAUCGUAGUAUUUGGACUUAGUCACACGAUGUUUUGUGAAUUUGAUAGUGGUCAAUGCUUUAACGUUUGGAAAGGGUGGA